GUGAGAUUAGCGAAUAUAAAUAGGCGUGCUUUGCGCUCCUCUUUACAGUGGAGAGAGAAAAUUAGAAAAAACUACCCAAAUCUUCACAUAACGACUAUUCUUCUCCUUCCUUCUCCUUCUUCUUCCCAGCCUAGACAGAAUACCCCUCCAACUAACUACCGUGUAUCAUCCUAUUUUCCAGACACACCUGCUAAGAAGAGAGAGAAUCUCUCUGAUUUACCAGCUCUAUUACAACCCGUUUCGAGGAGAGAGAAAAUUUUCUGAAGAACUUCGAUUUUGAUCAUGGAGUGGCCUGCUUGUUUGAAUGAAUUUGAGAAGCUUCUUCUCCGUAUGGAUACUCCUAGAGUUGCAAUUGACAAUGCUGUUUGCCCUAAUUCCACCCUGGUUAAGGUUGAUAGCGCUAGAAAACAUGGGAUUCUAUUAGAAGCAGUUCAAGUGAUUACAGAUCUUAAUCUUUCAAUUAAGAAAGCUUACAUAUCUUCCGAUGGCAGAUGGUUCAUGGAUGUUUUCCAUGUAACUGAUCUUAAUGGAAACAAAUUGAAAGAUGAGAGCGUUAUUAGCUACAUGGAACAGUCAUUGGGCAGUAUCCAAUUCACAAGAUCCUGUGAGUAUAAGGGUGUUACAGCUCUUGAACUUACCGGUACAGAUAGAAUAGGCCUGUUGUCGGAGGUGUUUGCUGUAUUAGCCGAUUUGAAUUGCACAGUGAUGGAUGCUAAAGUAUGGACUCAUAAUGGAAGAAUUGCAUCCCUUAUUUAUGUUAAAGAUUGUGAUUCCGGGUGCCAAAUUGAAGACUCUCACAGAAUAAGGAGGAUUGAGUCGAGGUUAAGGCCAGUUCUUAAAGGGGACAAUGAUAUUAGGAGUGCAAAGACUACUGUCUCGAUGACAGUCACUCAUACUGAGCGAAGACUUCAUCAAAUGAUGUUUGAUGAUCGUGAUUAUGAGCGAACCCCAUCGACAAGUUACGAUGCACCAGAUGUUAGUGUCCAAAACUGGAACGAGAGAGGGUACUCUGUUGUGAACAUUCAAUGCAAAGAUCGGCCUAAGAUUUUGUUUGAUGUUGUUUGUACGUUGACGGAUAUGGAGUAUGUUGUUUUUCAUGCCACCAUCAACACUCAAGGGAGCCGAGCUUAUCUGGAAUUUUACAUUAGGCAUACAGAUGGAACUCCAAUUAGCUCUGAUGCUGAAAAACAACGGGUUGUUCAGUGUUUACAGGCUUCUAUUCGAAGGAGAGCAUCUCAGGUUGCAAGGCUAGAACUAUACGCUGAAGAUCGUCCAAGUCUACUAGCAGAUGUAACAAGAACAUUCAGAGAGAAUGGGCUAAACGUGGCCAGGGCAGAGAUCUCCACAACGGAGAAUAAGGCCUUAAACAUCUUUUACGUGACAGAUGCAGAAGGAUACAGUCCGGAUUCAAAAACAAUCGAUGCAGUGAUUGAGAAAAUCGGGGUGAGUAAUUUGAAGGUGAAGGAGUUGCCUUUGAUCUAUCAUCAGAAUGCAGAAAGGAAAGAGGCAGUUGGUGCCGGCGGGGCAAUGUUGCUAUCACUUGGCAGCUUAGUGAGGAAGAAUCUAUACAACUUGGGACUCAUCAGAUCAUAUUCUUAAAGCUAACGCAAAGGCAUAUAUAUUUGCUGUAUGGAAAGUGAUCGAUAAUCGGAAAUCGGAAUCGGAAAUGCCUAUCCCCUUACGGCCUUACCUUUGGCAUAUACCUUGCUUCUGGUUUGGGGUAAUUAGUCACUAGUUUGUACAUAAAGGUGGAAGUUUAAUUAGUAUUAAUUAAUUAGAAUUAGUAGUACUAUUUAGAUUUUAGGCCGGAUUUGGUUAGUAGUAAGUAGUUGGCAAACAUGUUAGUGUGGGGUCACCGGACCAUUUCAAAAGGGUAUGUAAUACUCCAUAUGUAUGGUGUUUGAAAGGAAAGAGGUUGAAAAAGGAGGGAAAUGAAGUUGGGAAAAUUGGGGGGGAAAUAGAAAUUAAUUAAAAAGAAUAGUUGGUCAAAUUGCUUGAAAUUAGGUUUUGGAGGGACAAAUUGGAUUCAUACAACAUGAUUAUCUAUCUUUUGUAUAGAAAAAAGAAUGGGUUUGUUUAGUUGAAUUGGUUGACUAGUUUAAUCCGACAAAUUGACUUCAAUUC
Molecule: messenger RNA, 2124 nt
Organism: Spinacia oleracea (spinach)
Lineage: Eukaryota; Viridiplantae; Streptophyta; Magnoliopsida; Caryophyllales; Amaranthaceae
Product: ACT domain-containing protein ACR8
Exons: 7
Coding region: 283-1599 (438 amino acids)
Source: RefSeq, a predicted model, not a curated record